Molecule: messenger RNA, 723 nt
Organism: Ostreococcus lucimarinus CCE9901
Lineage: Eukaryota; Viridiplantae; Chlorophyta; Mamiellophyceae; Mamiellales; Bathycoccaceae
Exons: 1
Coding region: 1-723 (240 amino acids)
Molecular function (GO): S-adenosylmethionine-dependent methyltransferase activity
Source: RefSeq, a predicted model, not a curated record
AUGACGCGCGGAGCGCGCGAGAGAGACGCGCGGGCGCGCGCGGGCGCGCGGGAUGAGACGUCGGUGUCGCGAGACGCCGGCGACGUCGGCGACCGGGGUCGCGAGACGACGCGCGGCGGACCGCGAGAAGAUUUGGAGGGUUUGUUCGGCGCGGAUUACUCGGGCGACGGGCUGUCGACGCAAGGUGAGGCUGUCGUGAAAGGUGUGGCCGCGGUUGAGGAUAAACCGAGCGGGAUGACGCUGGAUGUGGAUUACUUGCAAGAGCUCAUCGCGAUUCAAGAGGACUGCCCGAAGGAAAUCGGCUUCUUCGGGACGAGGAAUAUGGGUUUCAUGCACCAGCAGUUGAUUGAAAUUUUGGCGUACGCGCUUUGUUUGACGGGGAAUCACAUAUACACGAGUGGUGCCACCGGGACGAACGCGGCGGUGAUCAGAGGGGCGCUUCGCGCCGAGCAGCCCGAAUUGCUCACAGUGGUUUUACCGCAAAGUCUGGCCAAGCAACCGCGAGAAUCGAGGGAGCUGUUGGAGGGCGUGGCGCAAAUCGUCGAAGCCCCGGAGAACGACGGCAUGCCUCUCGUAGAGGCGUCGAGGAUAUGCAACGACACGAUCGUGAGUAAGGUGAAACAAAUCAUCGUCUUCGCUUUUCACGAUUCCAGACUUUUGCUCGAAACGUGCCGCAACGCGAAAACUAUGCGAAAGCUCGUCACCUUGUUCUAUCUGGAUUGA